Messenger RNA from Labrus mixtus (cuckoo wrasse), 1523 nucleotides. RefSeq names its product galactose-3-O-sulfotransferase 2. The transcript has 3 exons. NCBI's taxonomy places the organism in Eukaryota, Metazoa, Chordata, Actinopteri, Labriformes, Labridae. The record is from RefSeq and is a predicted model, not a curated record. Gene Ontology annotation, cellular component: membrane. Gene Ontology annotation, biological process: glycolipid biosynthetic process. The coding region runs from base 158 to 1519 and encodes 453 amino acids. Gene Ontology annotation, molecular function: galactosylceramide sulfotransferase activity.
CCCUUUGACAGGCUGACUGAUCAGCUUAAGAAGGUGGGGUCAGAGGUAUGUCAGUGGCGUUAAUCUGCAGAGUGGACGAUCCACCGCUCUUCACAGAAAUGCUGUUACAAAGGAAACCACCAAAACACAAAGUCUGGUCAAACUGGACCGCUGAGACAUGACCAUCCAUCGGCUGGCCAACCAGCUCUGGAGAUACCGUCUUACAGGUCUCAUGCUGACCUUGGGGGUGACCUGUCUGCUUAUAUUUGUAGGUACUUAUUUGUUGCAGCAGUCAAGCCGCCAUGGUCGACACAAAGGUUGGAACAAGAAGCUGGUGAAGGAUAAAGCGCAACCGGCAGCCAAUCCUGCAGGCUCCUCAAGACAUGACCACCAUUACCAAGAACGCAAAAGCAGAAGUGACACACAUCCCUCUAACGACCAUCAGGCGCCAAAAGAUGGCGGUCCUUAUAACAUGAUGAAGCCGCGGACACAAACACCUCCCGUUGUCUUCCUCAAAACACACAAGACAGGAAGCAGCACCGUCCAAAACCUGCUGUUCCGCAUGGCAGAACGGGACAGAGCCACAUUCGCUUUCCCUCAUCACAGCUACCAGUUCAGCUACCCAGAGAAAUUCAGGGCUAAAUUUGUGGACGAGUUACCCGACGACUCCUCUCAGUACGACCUCCUAUGCAGCAACAUGCGACUGGACGUCAAGCAGCUGAAGCAGGUGAUGCCAGAGAACGCCGUCUACAUCACCAUCCUCCGUGAACCCCUGCGGACAUUUGAGUCCGUCUUCUCGUAUUACACCUCCACGGUUCCCGCUUUCAUUUUGGCCAAAAAGGUAGCGGAGACGACGGGGCACAAGUCGGCAUUGUCUCUUUUCCUGGAGUCGCCCGAUGCGUUCUGGGACCCCAAAGAACCCGGGAAUUGCCUGGGAAGGAACCCGAUGAGUUUUGAUUUGGGUAUCGACAGCCAGCAGUGGAACACCACCUGGAGGACUGACCUCUCUCUGCUCGAGGAGACGUUCCAGCUGGUUAUGAUAGCGGAGCAUUUUGACGAGUCUCUGAUCCUCCUGGGCAGCCUGCUGGAUCUGGACAUGGAGGAACUCGCGUACGUCCGCCUGAACACGCGGUCCCUCCAGGACGUUACUCACCUAGAUGACGACACUAAAGAUCAGAUCAGUGCCUGGAACACUUUGGACGUGCUGCUCUAUGACUUUUUCCUCCAGAUCUUCCUGGAAAAGGUAGAAAAGUACGGGUUGGAGAGGCUGAACAGCGAGGUCGCUCUCCUGAGAGCCACCACUAACAGAAUCAGACGGAAAUGUGUGGCCAGGUCGGGGGUGUAUCCCGAGGAACUGGAGGACCUUGUGAGACCUUGGCAGACUGACACCGUUACUAUCCUGGGUUAUCAGAUACAGAAAAACCUGACCAAGCCGGAGCAAGCGUUCUGCACUCGUCUAGUGCUGCCUGAACUCCAGUACCAUGCACAUCUGUAUUUCCAGCAGUAUGGUCGAGACAUGAGAGCCGUGCCUACAGAGUGAUGUA